Arabidopsis thaliana (thale cress) is the source of this 1050-nucleotide messenger RNA. RefSeq names its product Thioredoxin superfamily protein (gene ATHM3). The record is from RefSeq and is marked reviewed. The coding region runs from base 77 to 598 and encodes 173 amino acids. Gene Ontology annotation, cellular component: chloroplast stroma. The transcript has 2 exons. Lineage: Eukaryota; Viridiplantae; Streptophyta; Magnoliopsida; Brassicales; Brassicaceae. Gene Ontology annotation, molecular function: enzyme activator activity.
ACCCACUUUUCUCCGUUUACGUUUUUCAUCUCUCUCAGAUCUGAGAAAUGUCUUCUUCUUCUCAAAUCACUCUUCAAUGGCGAUUUCUUCUUCUUCCUCCUCUAUAUGUUUCAACCCCACUCGAUUUCACACAGCUCGACAUAUUUCAUCUCCGUCGCGUCUCUUCCCAGUCACCAGCUUCUCCCCUCGCUCUCUCCGUUUCUCCGACAGACGAUCUCUCCUAUCUUCCUCCGCCUCUCGCCUCCGUCUUUCUCCUCUAUGCGUUCGUGAUUCUCGAGCAGCUGAAGUUACACAACGAUCAUGGGAAGACUCAGUUCUAAAAAGCGAAACCCCGGUGUUAGUAGAAUUCUACACGAGUUGGUGCGGUCCAUGUCGGAUGGUCCACAGGAUAAUAGACGAAAUAGCAGGGGACUAUGCUGGAAAACUAAACUGCUAUCUCCUUAAUGCAGACAAUGACUUGCCGGUGGCUGAAGAGUACGAGAUAAAGGCUGUGCCGGUAGUUCUGCUCUUCAAGAACGGGGAGAAACGAGAGUCAAUCAUGGGUACAAUGCCUAAAGAGUUCUAUAUUUCCGCCAUUGAAAGAGUCUUGAACUCAUGAAGAAGGUAACAAUCGUUGAUGAGAACUCUCACUACCACUUUGAUUAAAAAUAUUGUUGGAAGAUUAUCAUCAUCGCUCCAUUGCGAUAUGGUUGAUGUCUUUGUUUCUUCUUUUAUUCUCUGUGAAUAUAACUGUUGGGUUUGUGGAAAGAUAGCUCAGGAAGUAUUGUGAAUACAUAAAUAUUCCUUCUUCUUAUUGAUGAUUUUAGUGUUCUAUAUUUUCUUUUCUUUGAACUUGUUUUUAUAGUUACUACUGUUGUUGCCUUUAAGAAUUUGUCAAUUCCACCUAUGAACCUUCGGUCCUCGGAUUUCAUUAGACGAAAAGAAGAAGUUUGAUAGAAGUACUGAUUUAGUUUGGUUUUCGUUUCCACGAGACUCAAUCCAGCCGGUUUAGUUUCUGGGGAAUUCGUUUCCACCGACUCAUGUCCCUUAUUCAUUCUCGUCGGUUUAUGU